Molecule: messenger RNA, 6469 nt
Organism: Thrips palmi
Lineage: Eukaryota; Metazoa; Arthropoda; Insecta; Thysanoptera; Thripidae
Gene: Nup98-96
Product: nuclear pore complex protein Nup98-Nup96
Exons: 16
Coding region: 175-5706 (1843 amino acids)
Biological process (GO): protein import into nucleus; post-transcriptional tethering of RNA polymerase II gene DNA at nuclear periphery; RNA export from nucleus
Cellular component (GO): nuclear pore; nuclear pore cytoplasmic filaments
Molecular function (GO): structural constituent of nuclear pore
Source: RefSeq, a predicted model, not a curated record
UUUUGGUAAUUCGACGUCUAUUUGCCCUCGUGGCUCUAGCUUUCCGAUCGUCGUUUGGAAUGCGCGGAAUCGCUGUUGACUGAAUGUAAACACCGCACACCGGAGUGCCCACAACAUUGUGCAAGGUCUGGCUUUUCACGACUCGAGGAUUAGAAACACAAUAUUUUUAUUACCAUGUUCCCAAAACCUUUUGGGCAGCAACCUGCCUUCAGUGGGUUUGGUAGUACUACUACCCCUACUCCAUUUGGCCAAUCGUCAUUUGGGAAGCCUGCUGCAAGUUUCAGCACACCUGCAUUUGGUGCUCCAACAGGCACCUCUCUCUUCGGCCAAAAUGCUCAGCCUGCUCCAGGUGGAUUGUUCGGUGCUGCCAAUAAGGGUACUACAUUUGGCCAGCAACCUGCCCAACCCGGAUUUGGAUUCCAAUCUCAGCCUUCCACUGGCUUAUUUAGCCAGCCAACCCAGCAAACUGCAGCUCCUGCGGCAGGUGGUUUGUUUGGUGCCACCACGUCAAGUGCUUUUGGACAAAGCAAACCCACGUUUGGUUUUGGUGCCCAGAGUACUGCACCCACAUUAUUUGGUCAGCCACAACCCCAGCAAUCCCAAACCACAUCAGUGUUUGGUCAAACAUCCACUCAGAGCUCCAGUAUAUUUGCUGCACCCUUAGGUGGAUUCACCACACCACAAGGUACCACUGUUAAAUAUACCCCAACAGUCGGAACUGAUUCAAUUCUAAAACAUGGACACCAGACAAGUGUUAGCACAAGACACUGUUGCAUUUCUACCAUGAAAGAAUAUGAGAAUAAAUCACUAGAAGAACUACGCUAUGAAGAUUAUUUAGCUAAUAGGAAAGGUCGUCAGCAGACAGCUGGUGUGUUUGGCCAAACACAGGCUGCUCCUAGACCGUUUGGUGCUCCAGGUACCAGUACUACCCCUGCUGGUUUGUUCGGAAGUACAACUGAAAACAAGUCAUUGUUUGGCCAGCCUUCCACCUCAAUAGGUUUUGGAGCACCCUCAACUGGUUUUGGCACCACAGCUCAGGCAGGAACUUUAUUUGGGAAGCCUACAACUGGUUUUGGUGCUCCUACUGCUACUGCAACAACCCCAGGAUUUGGUUUUAAUGCUCCUACACCAGCAAACCCUUUCGGUGCUGCAAACACUGCUGCAAAACCGUUUGGAGUUGCUGCUCCUCAAACAACUAAUCUAUUUGGGGCACCAGCAUCUCAGCCCAGCACAGGGUUUGGUGUCACUCCAACCUCUGGGUUUGGCAGUUUUGGAACACAACCAAACCAGAGCAUCGGCUUGUUUAAUAACCAAAACAAACCCACAUUCAGCCUUGGCUCAAGUAAUUCUGCAUUUUCCUUUGGGCAAAAUACCGCAACAACUGCGGGAAAUACGUUGUUUGGUGCUAAAACAUCAGCUCCAGCCUUUGGAACACAGCCAGGGUUUGGUGCACCUGCAACUGGAACAACAGCAUUUUCAAAUUCCUUUGGAGCACCUUCCACUACACAGUCAACAUCUCUCUUCACUGGAACUGGUUUCAAUAAACCAGCGGGUGGCUUCUCCUUUGGACCUACUCCGGCUACGAGCACAGGUUUAAGCUUGAACCUUGGACAGUCUUCCCUCUUUGGCAACACUGCUCAGAAACCAGGAGGUUUAUUCUCUGGCGGUUCAACCUUUGGCACCCCAGGCUUGGGAACAAACACAGGCUUUGGGGGUGGUACUAAUUUGGGCACUGGCCUUAACUUGGGUGGAAACACCAUGCUUGGAGGAAGUGGGCUUGGUGGCGCUCCAACCAAUCAGUCCUCCCAACUUGCUCAGCAGCAACUACUGGCUAUGGCUUUAGUUCCAUUUGGUGACUCACCAUUGUUCCGCAACUUGCUUCCUUCAACUGGCAGAGCAAACGAAAUUCUACAGCCUACAAACCCAGCUGCUCAAAAAGCAGUUUUGGAUUCUACUGCUCAAUACAAAGUAUCCCCUAAAGGUGGCUCCAAGAUGAAAGUUAAAGUUGGCUACUCUCCUCUCAUCAAGAAGUCAUUGUGUGAGGGCCUAGAAGAAGAUGAUGGAAGUACAAGCCAGACUUUCCAAGUUCGACCAAAUCCCAAGCGACUAAAUAUAACGCCAUCCUUAUCAGCGAAUCGCUCUAGCUUUGAUGCUGCCAAUCAGUCAAUUGUGACUGGAGAAACCGAGAAAGAGAAUUUAUCUCCGUUGUCACCAGUGUCACAGCCUGCAACUGAGUCCGGAGGUGCUGACUUCCUCCGAAAAUUGAAGGAUGUGUCAAAGCCAGCAACAUCGUCUUUCGGAAGACGUUCGCUGAUAGAAGCAGCUUCAAGCCAUGAUGAUUCUAUUGCCAACAAUACAAUGUAUGAGUUGGUAACACAGAAAAAUUCUGGAAACACCAGUAGCGAUGAACCAAGCGCCUCUGUUGUCUGUGUGCCUCCAUCCAGUCCAAACAAGAGCAGUUCAAGCUCAGAUGACAGCAGGGAACUAGAAGAGUCAGUCCCUCAGGUGGUGGAUGCAGACUCGCAUCCAACUGGUAUCAUUUGCCGCCGUGUAGGGUACUACACCAUUCCCUCUCUUGAUGAACUCACCAGCUACAUGAGUGAAGAUGGCAGCUGUAUUGUUGACAAUUUUACUGUUGGAAGAGAUGGCUAUGGUAAUGUGUUCUUCGAGGACAGAUUUGAUGUGGCUGAACUCAACUUGGAUGAGAUUGUCCAUUUCCGUCACAAAGAGGUUGUUAUUUACCCUGAUGAUCAACAUAAACCUGAUGUUGGAAAUGGAUUGAACCGUCGUGCUCAAGUAACAUUAGACCGUGUGUGGCCAAUGGAUAAGACUACUCACAACCCUAUCAUGGAUCCUGACCGCUUGACCCAAAUGAAUUAUGAGGGAAAGCUUAGGAGUGUGUGUGCCAAGAUGAAGGCACGAUUCAAGGAAUACCGUCCUCAAACAGGUUCAUGGGUGUUUACUGUUGAUCAUUUUUCCAAGUAUGGUUUAACCGAUUCAGAUGAAGAAGAUGUUCCUCCCGGAGCUAUUGCUGCUGCCAAAGCUGCUUUGGGAAAGGGGGCUCCUUCCGUGGGGGCUGCACCUAAGCCUUCACCUGUUAAAGCUGCACCGUCUCCCACCGCUCUUGGAUUGAAGAAACCUGGCUCUGCAUACAAUUCAGAAUUAAUUGAUAAAUCUCCCUCUCCUAAGAAGUUUGCAUCAAGCUAUGAGGCAGAAAUGUUGGGAGAAACUUUGACCCAAAUCACAAGUCCCAUGGCACUUCUUGCCAAAGAGAGUGGUACUUCUUCUCACAAAGUACAGUUAAUGAAGUCCUCUUUUUUUAUGGGAGGUGAUGAAGAUAAUGAUGUUGACAUGAGCCCCUACUUAGACUCUACCUCAGUUCAGUUCAGUGGCCUGGGAGGUGCUGGUGAUGGUACUGAGUACAGUGAUGGAUCUGAAGAAGAAAUAGCACGCUCAGCUCCAGUUUUUUCCAGACAUGGCCUUUUACGUACCCAAUUUAAUCCAUCAGAAAUGAGCGCACAGAGCAUCCAAAUUGAUGUGUCAGCAGCAGUGUCAUCGAUGGACACUGGUUCAGCAUUUCAACCCGCCAGGAACGUAGGUUUGAGUCACCCUGUAGAAAGAAGUCAGCCUUAUGUGAUAGUUGACAAACCCAAGACUGUAGUCCUACAGCACAAAGGCAAAAUAAAUCCUCGCAUCAUCUUGGGAGACUGCUUAGCCGAUAUGACCCUUUUUCGAGGUGCAAGCUUCAAAAUCGGUUGGGGUUUGGACUCCAUGUUCUUCACUCCAGAAAAUGAUUUUAAAAUUUUGUCUGCUGAAUCUAAGGGGCACAGUCUUAGUAUAAACAUGCUCCAAAGUGAGGAAGCAUCUGAAUUUAAGGAUUCCAUCGAAGGCCACCUCAGAAUCCAACUGAUGUUCAGUGUUGGUGGUGUGCAAAAUGGUUGCCCUAUUCGAGCUCCUGGCAGGGGGACAGAUGCACUUUGCCAACAUGAGGAUGAAGCACUGAAGAUUGCUAAAUGUGAUGAUAAACCACUCUUGGAUUAUACUUACGAAGUUUGGCAGUUGUGUGCAGCUCUCUGGGGUGAUCUACCUGAACUAGACAGUGAGGAUGGAAGAAAAGAUGUUAACUCACACUACACUGCAAUGAUUCGUAGAAAGGCUGUAUCACAAUGGCUGGAGACAGUCAGCAAACCUCUGGUAAAAUCAGAAACAGCUAGUGUGUUUGGAAGUGAAGGCUCCCAGUAUGCCCACAAGGAGGAAUACCUUGAUGGCAUUUUGUCACUCUUGUCAGGUAGACAAAUAAUGGAAGCUUGUCAGAAAGCACAGGAUUAUGGUGAUCACCACACUGCUCUUCUCCUAUCUCAACUGUCUGGAAGUGCUGCAGUUCGCAAACUAAUGUGUGAACAAUUAGAUUCCUGGGAGAAAUCUAAAGCAGAUGCAUUCAUCAACCCUCAACGACUUCGUCUGUUUCUUUUGGUAGCUGGUCUUCCUAACUAUGAAUCAAGUGAUGAAGCUUUUAUCAAUACUUGCCAUUUGCUUGAUUGGAAGCGGGCUUUCGCCACUCAUCUCUGGUACAUUUGUAGCCCAAUUGCAUCUCUUGCUGAUGCCUUGCAUCUGUAUCAAGAUGCAUUCUGUGCGUCAGAUGAAGAGAGUGGCAAUGCUUAUGCCAAAAGACCAGAUCCUCCAUACUUAGACUCGCUGUCUGAUGACUGCAUUGAAACAGCACAUGGACGCAGACUCAAUGAUCUCUGUUAUCAUCUUCUGCAACUCUACUGUGAAAGAUCACAUCCUUUGGAACAACUAUUGAAUCCAGCCACCCAUACGGAUGAUCCUAGAGAUUAUCGUCUCAGCUGGUGCUUGAUGCAAGUUCUGAACAGUCUAGACUAUUCUCACCUUUCACCACUUUCAGAAGCCAUUAUUCAUUCAGGAUUUGCUUCUCAAUUGGAAAACAAUGGUCUCUGGUACUGGGCCAUAUUUGUUCUUCUUCAUUUGAAAGAUGAUUUUGCCAGGAAGUCGGCUGUUCUAGAUAUGUUGGGGCGCCAUGUAGAACUUUUAGAUAUGAGAAAAUUAUCAAAGGCUGAAGUAUUUUUACAUGAGGAAUUGAAUAUUCCAAUUGAGUGGAUUUACCAAGCAAAAGCUGUGAAGGCUGCUUGUUUACAACGUUAUGCUGAUCAAGUUUGGUAUUUGCUGAAAGCAUCUGAGUGGAAUGAAGCACACCAGGUUAUUAUGAAACACAUUGCUGCAGAUGCCAUAAUAAAUGAGAGGUAUGUGUAUCUGGAGAGUCUUCUGAAGGAGUUGGAACCUGUAGAGAGAAGCAGUACCAUUUCUGGUUGGUCUAAUCAAGGAGCGUUGUUGUGGGACUAUCUUGCUGUCCACAAAACUGUGAAUGAGCUGAUGGACUUAGUUGCAUCCAACCCAGAUGGAUUUAGAGAUCAUGAUGCUAGUUACAAACUUGAGAAAAUACAACCCCAGCUUAGCAGAUUAUGUGCAAGAAUCAGUAACUUGCCUUGCCACAAUGCUAAAGACAGGCUUUGUCAAUGUGAAAUUGCAAAACGAGCCUGUACCCUUGUUCGAAAUGUGACCCAGUUGCAGCGAGGAGAGUCAGCUGUAUGGUCCACUACUUUAUCGCAGCUCAUUGCACAGUUGCCUCUUCCAGAAGACUACGCUCAGCAGGAGCUUCAACAGUUGUUAAGAGCCUACUCAACAUGAAUAGUUUGUUAAAAUUGGGAGUAAAAUUCAAGUGUUAUGCUAGAAUGUCAGUGGAAAUGAGGGAUUGUGCAGUUAGUUUAUUUUUUAAAAAUUUAUUGUGAUAAAUUAUGUAUGAGUUGUGGCUUGAUCUUAGUUUACCAAAUGCACUUGAAAAUUAAAAUGUAUCCUGACUUGUUUGAAACAAUUUUGCAUGAGGGCUAAGCUUAAGAUUUCUAUUGAAUCAGAUAAAUGUAACACUGGAAUCAAAUUGUACCACUCAUUUCUUUAAAAUAAUAGCUUUUGAGCUGUGACAAUUCCCAUAGAGAUGACAGGAUGAUGCCUAGUUAGGCUGUGUCUAUUGGCUAGAAAUGAAUUUUACACUAGCUCAUUUUACCAUUACAAAUAAAAUAUGUUUAUGUUCUUACUGUAUUUACAUAUGACUCGCUCGUUUGUCUCCUCUGAGGUUUGGAGAUUCCUAAUUCAAUUUUUUAUUUGAGUGGGUUAUUAUGCAUGCAAAUGCAUUGUUUUGAACCUUAUACUUUCUGGUAAAUGUAUUAUAGAUCAAAGUUUAGAGACCACUGGAUCGUUUGAGCACUAAAUAAGGUAUUUAUAUUGUCAUGACUGUACAAAUAAUUUAAAAUGUUUUGGAAUAUUUUUUUUCUUGUCUUAUAGGUUUUUCCCCUUUUGUUUUAUAAAAGUGUCAGUGGAGGAUGUAAACAUUAUUUUAUAUAAUAAUCUUACUUUACAUGUUAAUGUUUGUUAAUAAAUGCGAGACUGAACUACA